AUGGAGGAAGUUCACCUGUCCCCGAUUGCCGAUGUGAGCACACGAGUGUACGUGCGGGUCGGUCGCACGGCGACGAACGAAGACCGCGUCGCGGGCGGCAUUGUUGGACGCGUGAACAGCAACGGCACCCUUGGCGUUCUAAUGGACACUAAUAACUUUGAGGCGCAGGUGUCGCAGGACGACGUGAUUCUGGUGGAGGGGCGCUCCCGCUUCACGCAGGAAAAAGGCUAUACGGACAUGGUGGAGUGGAUUCGAAGCGCCGGUGUGCGCCGCCGCGCGGAUCGCGAGCGGCUGUGCUUCUUGCUCUACCAGCGGGGCUGGCGUGUCGAUAAACUGCACCUACUGGAGCCGAGCGACGUUCACUGCAUGCGGUACUUGAGGAAGUCGGUGCGAAUGAUGGUGCUGGAGAAGGCGGAGUGGCAGCGCGACCACCACGCGGAGAUGCGCGCGCUGCUGCGCGAGCGUGUGAAAGAGCGCGCGUGGCGGUACUUUAUUCAGAAGUACAGCGGCUUCGCCAGCGCGAACUGGGCCGGUCUCGGCGUCAUGUCCGUCUUUCUCUGGAACUUUAAAAGUUACAGGCGUCAGCAACGCUCUUUCCAGGUGAAGCACGCGGUCAACACCCUCACACAUACAGACCACAAGCACUCGAGAAGCCCGGCGGUGCCGCAGCAGUUCGUCGAGCGGGCGGGGGAAGAGAGAUGGACACGCCAAAUACUCCGCCAGCUUGACAACACCCACCCUCGUAUCGCCGUGGUAACUGGGUUCCGCGGGUGCGGCAAGAGCUCGCUGCUGCGCUCGGCGGUGCGCAAGGAGCACAAACCCGCUCUCUUUGUCGAAGUGCGUGGGGUUGAGGACACGCUCACCUGCAUCGUGAAGGCGAUGAAAGUGCCAAACCUGGAGUCGUGCGGGGACUAUCUGGAGUUCAUCACAGAUACCUUUACCAAGGCGGCGAAGAUCAACGGUGAGCCACCCAUCUUGGUUGUCACGCUGCGAGAGGGGAGCGAGUUGUCUCGGGUGUACAACGAGUCCGUCAUACUCGCUUGUGAUCGCCGGCUAUGUCACCUCGUUUACGAAGUUGCCUUGGAGUCGCUGUCGAUUUCGAAUGUGCUUCUGCCACGACUCGAUUUCUACUCAGUGCCGAACUUCAACGUUCGGCAGGCGCUCCAGUACACCGAACACACGGUGGACGCGGUGGCGAUGCAGAAUUUCAUUGAAACGAUAGGGACGAACAGCAACGACAUUGACGAACUGCUGGCAGCCAUUCUGCACCGCAGGGUCUCGAUAGCGGAGUACACCGAGCAGAAGCUGCGGAGGGCAAUGCGGCAGGUCGAGACCGCUUGGGCCGGCUCCGAGGAGCUGAGGGCUGCACUGAAGAAGCUGGCUGAGGCGGAGUACUUCGUCGGACAGGAGAGUGGCGCCAACGCGCUGCGCGAUCCGGCGCUGAAGGAGAUGGUGUUGUACGACCCGGUGAGCGAUCGAUGGGUGUUUACCCACAAGGUCUACCACACCGCAGCGCGCUGUUGUCUGUAG
Leishmania mexicana MHOM/GT/2001/U1103 is the source of this 1530-nucleotide messenger RNA. RefSeq names its product putative tuzin. The transcript has a single exon. Lineage: Eukaryota; Euglenozoa; Kinetoplastea; Trypanosomatida; Trypanosomatidae. The coding region runs from base 1 to 1530 and encodes 509 amino acids. The record is from RefSeq and is a predicted model, not a curated record.